AAACAUGUUUAUGUAACUCUCUUGUAACUGCAGUUUCUACCUCAACGGGAAGAAGCACACGCGCACUUUUAUUACUGUAGCUUUUGUGUUUGGGCGCAAAGUAAUGUUACAAAUAUAUAUAUAUAUGUAGCAUAGCCUAGCUUCAGUUGAACAUUGUUUUAUCCAACUAUAACUCUUGCACUCUGCAGAUCUUACAGGAUAUAACGGUUACCGGAUCCGUUUCAAUGUGCAAAGUAAACUAUACCACCAGGAAACACGUUGUUCCGAUCAACAUAUGGACGUAAACUCACCGCUAAACUACCCGGAUGAGUGAACGUUGAAGGCCUCACGUGCGCUAACGUAGCUAGUCAGCUGGUUGAGCUAACGGCACACACCGAUUCUUCUCUAAAGUCUUAAAAGUUACCGACUAAAAAUGUUUGGAUCCUCAAGAUCUGGAGGGGUCCGAGGAGGCCAGGACCAGUUCAACUGGGAUGAUGUGAAAGGCGAUAAACACAGAGAAAAUUAUCUCGGGAACUCUUUGAUGGCACCUGUAGGACGAUGGCAAAAAGGCAAAGAUCUGUCAUGGUACUCAAGAGACAAAAAAAGCGGCGCAGCUUUGUCCAAAGAGGAAGAAAUUGCUGCUGUCAAGGCUGCAGAGCACGAGGCACUGAUGGCUGCCCUAGGGCACAAGAAUAUGAAGAGGCAACCAACUGGCCUGACCAAAGAGGACUUUGCAGAUGUUUGCCGGAGGGAAGAGGUUGAUGGUGAAGAGAGAGAUGUGGAUCGUGUCUCAGGCUUGGGAAGUUCCAGCGCAGGGUCAAGGAAAAUGGUGCUCUCCCAAAAGGAAAAGGAGGCAGCUAAACUAGGCUUGCCUGUUUUUACGCACUGCAAAACAGAAGGUCGUCCAGAAACCUCAACAACAAAGACAUCUCAGAGUGUAGAAAAAGAGGAUGUGGAACAACGGCACGAGAGCAAAAAGAAAAAGAAAGAGAAAAAGAGCAAAAAGGAGAAAAAGAAAAAGGAAAAAAAGAAGAAAAGGCAAAGAAGAGACUCGUCUUCGUCGGAGUCAGAUGAUGACAAAAAGAGGCACAGAAAGGACCACCAUCAUCAUAAUCCAUCAUACCACAGUCAGAGUGGAGCCAUACCCCAUGACAGCCAUUCAAGGGGGGGAGCAAAGGCCGAGCGACAGCCCUCCUACCCCCAUCAUCGACAGCAGCGGCAUGACACAGACUCCUCUGAUGGGGGGUCUCCUGUCCCCCGUAACCCUGUCAGCCACAAGAAGGCCCCUGCUGGUGUCACACAAAGCCACAGGCGGCGCCACGACACAGACUCGGACGACUAAUGUCCCCCCCCCCCCCCCAAUCCAAAGAUGCAGAACGCGGACAGAAUGCUCUACAGCAGCUUGACUGUCCCUGAAGACCUCAUUUACCCUGAGCAGCCAAACGGACUGUGGAUGGAGACAGGUCCAUGUGUCUUACUCACAGGCUUUGACCUCGUGUUUUAACUUCUUCACCCAAUCAGUUGGUCAUCGUGGGACACUGGUGUGUUCUGGGUUGUAUUUGACAACAAUUUUUUAUUUUCUUUCUUUUUUAACCCAUUUUAUGUGAUUAAACCACCAAAUAUUACAUUUUC
Messenger RNA from Cottoperca gobio, 1611 nucleotides. It is a transcript of the gene c17h1orf35, whose product is annotated as chromosome 17 C1orf35 homolog. NCBI's taxonomy places the organism in Eukaryota, Metazoa, Chordata, Actinopteri, Perciformes, Bovichtidae. The transcript has 8 exons. The coding region runs from base 413 to 1321 and encodes 302 amino acids. The record is from RefSeq and is a predicted model, not a curated record.